This is a messenger RNA of Dreissena polymorpha, 4908 nucleotides long. Its product is annotated as myosin-10-like. Gene Ontology annotation, molecular function: protein binding. The record is from RefSeq and is a predicted model, not a curated record. Gene Ontology annotation, cellular component: myosin complex. The coding region runs from base 1 to 2802 and encodes 933 amino acids. Lineage: Eukaryota; Metazoa; Mollusca; Bivalvia; Myida; Dreissenidae. The transcript has 17 exons.
AUGUGUUCAGUGAAGAUGGGAGAUCUGAGCAUAAUGCAGGUGACGAAACACAUAACUAUGCAACAGAAAUCACGAGAGGAAAUUCUUGAAACUUCCAAAGAAAAUGAGAGAAUACUUACACAAUUAUACGAUGAUGUGCUGGCACAACUGAUGGAAAAGGAAAAAGAGAUACGUAAACUUACGCAAGAGCUUGAACAAUGCUUUGAUCCCGAUGACAAAAAACGACUCCAAGAACAGUUAGCAAGAAAAAAAGAUCAAAUUUCACACCUUUGGAAUCACAAACGUGUCAUGAAAAAGCGGAUAGGUACUUUAGAAGAGAUCGUAAAGAUUCUGGAGCAUGGUUCAACCUCAACGGAUGAGUACACUAAUCAAAGCAAAACUGAGAAAUUGGAAAAGCUUAUUGAAGAAGAAGUUAAAUUGAAAGUGGAAUCAAGUCUUAUUCAGGAACGGCUAGAAUCAGACGAAAGAUUGCACUAUUCUAAUGUCAGUACUAUGACGGAUUUCUCAUAUCGGAGCACAUCCAAUGAUGACAGUGAUGAAGAUGAUCAAAAUUCAAAAGGAUACAAAUUAUCUCAAACAAUGGUGAAGCCGCUGCUGCAAGUGACUGGCCAGGAGGAGAAAAUGCACGUAGUGGAGAUAGAGAUGAACAAGUAUAAGGAGAACCUUGACAGAGCCAAGACGGAGAUGGAGGAACUGGAACGCAAGUAUGCUCAGAUCAUACAGGAAAAGAACAUCCCAAACGAGCAACUGCAGGCCGAGGCAGAGAUGGUGGAAGAGGCACGCGAGGCAAGUGAUCGUCUAAAGGUGAGGAACGAUGAGCUGGAGGACUACCUGCAUGACAUCAGAGAGAGAAUGGAGGAACAGGAGGAGAAAGUGGCUGCCAUGUUAGAGGAGAGGAAGAAAUACAAUCAGACCAUCCAGGACCUUGAGGACCAACUUGAGGAGGAAGAGUCGGGCCGUCAGAAGCUUCAGCUGGAGAAGGUGACGGUGGACGCAAAGAUUAAGAAACUGAUGGAAGAUGUGGCUAUUCAGGAUGACUCCAACCAGAAACUGACCAAGGAGAAGCGCAGUCUAGAGGAGAGGCUGGCGGAGGUGAGCUCCUCUCUGGUCAAAGAGGAGGAGAAAGCAAAGCAGCUAGGCAAGCUUAAGACCAAGUACGAGGCCAUCAUAGCCGACCUCGAGGACCGCCUACGCAAGGAACAGCAGGCGAGACAAGAGCUGGAAAAGAUCCGUCGGCGCCUGGAGUCUGAGAUAGCGGACCUCAAGGAGCCGCUGAACGAGAAACGUCUGCAGGUGGAGGACCUGCAGUCACAGCUGGCCAGGAGGGAGGAGGAGAUACAAGGGUCACUGCAGAGAGUGGAUGAAGAAUCUGUGGCCAAAUUCACUGUUCAGAAACAGCUACGAGAAAUGCAGAACCAGCUUCAGGAGGUUUUAGAGGACCUUGAAACAGAAAGAGACACCAGAAUUAAGGCAGAAAGACAGAAGAAAGACCUCAAUGAAGAGCUGGAAGCUUUGAAGACGGAACUCGAAGAUUCUCUGGACACCACAGCCGCUUUCCAAGACCUGAGGGUAAAGAGAGAGGAUGAGUUGAAGGACUUGAAUGGGACGAUAGAGAAAAACCAGAAGACUCACGAGGCCCAGGUAGCAGAAAUGAGGACCAAGCACACCCAGCAGAUGGAGCAGUAUAAUGAGGAACUGGAGAAUGUUAGGAAGGCAAAAGCCCAGCUAGAGAAGACAAAAACUACUCUCGAAGCAGAGAACACAGACUUGGCCAAUGAUUUGAAGCAAGUCCAGAUGGCCAAGCAGGAAUCAGAGCGAAAACGCAAACAGGCUGAACAGACUCUUGCUGAGCUGAACAUCAAAUUGGCUGAGAUAGAUCGCGUUAAAGCUGAGCAGACAGAGAAGGCCAGUAAGGCCACAACUGAGUUGGAGACACUCACAUCACAGCUGGAGGCUGCAGACACCAAGAACAUACAGCUGGGCCAGAAAGUCUCCACUCUAGAGGCACAGCUUGCAGAUUCUCAGGAACUUGUUGAGGAGGAGACACGUGGCAAGCUGGCGGCCCAGAGCAAACUGCGUCAGGAGGCAGACGAGAAGGAGGCCCUGAAAGAGAGGCUGGACGAGGAAGAGGAGACUAGACAUGCCCUAGAGAAACAGAUCCAGGACCUGCAACAGAAGAAGAGUACACCUGGAAAGCCGUCGGCUAGCGAAGUAGGUUCCGAUACAAUUACACUGACGUGGGACAAACCUGCUUUGUUUAAGAAGGGAGAUCAUUUCCAGAUAUCAUGCAGAGAAAACAAGGAGUCUAGAUGGAAGAUUUGCCAUGAAAGUAUUGAAAUAAACAGAUUUGAAUUAACCAACGUAAAAUCAAAAUCACAGUUUAUAUUUCGCAUUCGGGCGGUAUAUAAUGACUACGAAAGUGAUUACAGCAAAGAAAGUGAUAUAGUUACAACAAAGGAAUCUCCAGCAUCGCAACUUAUAAGGUUCUCUACUCCUCUUAGCGCUCCAGAUGUAUUACCUAUCCAGUAUGCAUUACCUAUGAUAGAAGUCGAAGGAGCAAGAAAUAAAAUCGGGAAAACAAGGAAAUUUGAAAUUGGGUCUCCAAGGAAAGGAUAUUGGGAGGAGAAGACAAUUUUACUAAUUGGUGAGACAGAAACUGGAAAAAGCACCCUUUUAGAUGGAAUGGCUAAUUUCAUACUUGGUGUUAAUUGGAAUGAUGAGUUUAGAUUUUCUAUUGCCAACCUAGAAGAUAAAAAAGGCAUAAAUUUGUUUAUCAGGCAGUUUCGCAAACGGAAUGGAUAACAUGUUACACGAUACACCCGCAAGAUGGUGGAAGAAUUUCUUACACUAUUAACAUAAUUGAUACGCCAGGAUUUGGAGAUAUACGUGGGCCUCAACGGGAUGAAGAAAUUGUUGAACAAAUCCGAGAACUGUUCACCGUGGAUCCACCAAAGGGAGUUUCGAUUAUUGACUCUGUAUGUUUCUGUGUUAAAGCACAAGAUGUUAGGUUGACUCCGAGGCAGAGCAAUAUAUUCCAAUGGAUAAUGUCGAUGCUUGGAAAGGACAUAGAAGCCAAUAUAUGUUCGAUGAUUACGUUUGCAGAUGGUCUUGAUCCCCCGGUUAAAAAUGCUUUGCAAAUGUCUUAUUUACCAUUUGGUAAAUUGUUCUCCUUCAACAAUUCUGCUCUGUUUGCAAAAAAUACAAAAUCAGAUUCACCCAGCUUGUCGCCGAUCUUCUGGGACAUGAGUUUACAAAGUUUUCGGAUUUUUUUUAAACAUUUAGAAACACUACCUUCAACAAGUUUGAAGUUGACCAGCGAUGUUUUAAAAGAACGCCAUGAAUUGGAAGCUAUUGUAAAAAAUCUUCAGCCUCGGCUUGACGUUGGUCUCAUGAAGAUCAAUUCAUUGAACGCACAGAUCAAAAGUUUUAAAGAAAACACAUCGAGCAUUGCUGCCAAUAAAGAGACAUCACAUACAUUGCUGAUUCAAGAAAAAUUGAUAGACGAGUUAAAAGCAGAUUUGAAUAAAGUAGUAGAAACUGUCGAUGAAAUGAUUGAAGCCUUUUAUGCAUCUAAAGCUCGUCUUAACGAAAUAGCACUACGCCCUCAUCCUUUAACAAUGAAAGAGCACAUAGAUCUGCUUAUUGAAAAUGAGAAGAUGGAUAAGAAUAACGGUUGGGUUGAGAGGAUCGAAUCAUUGCAUUUCUUUAGAGGGCGUGCUAAUAUAGAGGAAAAUCUCAGUCAAUUUCGUAUGCAAGCAACAUCGCUCGUGACCGAAAGCAACGGAACAGCGAGAAAUAAGAAGAAAGAUUAACAGAACAUAUUUGUACGUCGCUGGAAUCAGAUCUUAAAACAUUUGUGCGAUUUAGUACACACUUGUGCAAUUCAAGUAAAACGAAGGAACCUUCGAUAUUUCUAGAAUAAUUUCAAUACACCAUUAAAGAAUAUGUUGAAGCCCAGUUUUAGUUUCUUGACGAUCCAAUGCUUAAUUUGAGCUUAUUGGUGUUAAGUUUUGAUUAAUUUGUCGAUUAUAUCGAUGAUAUUGCACAUUUGGAACUCAAGUGGCAAAUCACCCGCUGUUAAUAAAUAGCUGAUAAUUUUCUCGUUGUAUUUUGAAUUUACAGUAUUAUAUCAACUCUUGAAAAAAAAACGUCGGUAAUGAAUGGCUUACAAAUGUUUAGCUUGUCUUGUCUUGUAUGCUUCGUGUAAUGUCAUGAUUUGCAACAUUAAAUCGUCAUGUUAAGGCAUUUGUGCUUGUGCUUGAGCGUCUUUAAUGGCGCCUUUAGCCAAAACUGUUCUUGUUUCCUGCGUUUAUGAGGUAGACAAGAGAAACCCGUUGCAAUUAAUAAAAAAAAAUUUUUUUUCAUUGCAAACGUCGAUUUAAUUGCGUCUUAUCUGUGCCCAUAAUUUACUAUACGUACCUAUGCAAUGUUUCCAGGAAUUACCUCUGAACAUUUUUUUUAUAAGUUACAAUUUGCAUGGUCGAGAAAUACUCGUUGGGCUUGUAUUUUUUUCAUAGCUGCAUAUAUGCUUAGUUUUGAUUUGCAAAUUGUGUGUGUUAGUUGUUGCUAAUCUUAUUGCAUUGCAUUUGACCAAAGAAAACACAAUCAAACUUACAAUCUAAACAUGAUUUAGUUUCUACUAACGCAGCAAACGUUUAAUAAUAACUUUCAGAGUGUAUUUUUUUUAAUCCAGAUUCGAUUUCAGUUAUCACUUAAAGCACACGCAAUAGCUUUAAUAGAAAAACUAGUUUGUUUUAAUAUUAACUGUUAUUAACUCGUUAAGAUAUACAUCUACUCGCAUUGUUAAUGUUAAAUUUAUUGUUUGAUGGCUUAACACACAUUGUUAAUUUCUAACGCUUACCAGUAUUAAUUUAUUUAGCUCACCUUAUUUUAAUUGAGACUAAAAUA